Aethina tumida (small hive beetle) is the source of this 1901-nucleotide messenger RNA. RefSeq names its product neuroblast differentiation-associated protein AHNAK. The coding region runs from base 124 to 1800 and encodes 558 amino acids. The record is from RefSeq and is a predicted model, not a curated record. NCBI's taxonomy places the organism in Eukaryota, Metazoa, Arthropoda, Insecta, Coleoptera, Nitidulidae. The transcript has 17 exons.
ACUCUAUUGACAAGUAAGCGUAGUCACUACCACAGGUCGUUCAGUGCUCAGCUUCAUUUCGUUUAAAUUUAAUCGCUACAUAUUUUGGAGUUAACGUUGCAUAUUGUGAACAAUAAACAGGACAUGGAUGCCAUGUACAAUGAUUUGAUUGAAUCUUCUGAUGAUGAUUUUGGACUGUUGGAUUCGCUUUUUGACGAAGAAGGCGAUGAAUUUAAUACUUUCGUCGCUGAUUUAGAAAUGUUGGAUUGUUCUCCUGUUCAUGAGGAUGAUGAAUUGGACUCUUCUUUUGAUCGCAUUUUUGAUGAUGAUUAUGAUUUGCUCCGUCCCUUGUCAGACGUAGGUGUUAAAAUGGAGUCCUCUGACUCUGAUGAAUUGCGUUCUAAUCCUGAUGUUGAUGUCGAUUUGCUCCGCCCCUUGGCAGACGUUGGUGUUAAAAUGGAGUCUUCUGACACUGAUGAAUUGAUUUCCAAUCCUGAUGUUGAUGUCGAUUUGCCCCGCCCCUUGGCAGACGUUGGUGUUAAAAUGGAGUCCUCUGACUCUGAUGAAUUGCGUUCUAAUCCUGAUGUUGAUGUCGAUUUGCUCCGCCCCUUGACAGACGUUGGUGUUAAAAUGGAGUCUUCUGACACUGAUGAAUUGAUUUCCAAUCCUGAUGUUGAUGUCGAUUUGCCCCGCCCCUUGGCAGACGUUGGUGUUAAAAUGGAGUCCUCUGACUCUGAUGAAUUGCGUUCUAAUCCUGAUGUUGAUGUCGAUUUGCUCCGCCCCUUGGCAGACGUUGGUGUUAAAAUGGAGUCUUCUGACACUGAUGAAUUGCUUUCCAAUCCUGAUGUUGAUUUCGAUUUGCCCCGCCCCUUGGCAGACGUUGGUGUUAAAAUGGAGUCUUCUGACACUGAUGAAUUGCUUUCCAAUCCUGAUGUUGAUGUCGAUUUGCCCCGCCCCUUGGCAGACGUUGGUGUUAAAAUGGAGUCCUCUGACUCUGAUGAAUUGCAUUCUAAUCCUGAUGUUGAUGUCGAUUUGCCCCGCCCCUUGGCAGACGUUGCUGUUAAAAUGGAGUCCUCCGACACUCAUGAAUUGCGUUCUAAUCCUGAUGUUGAUGUCGAUUUGCCCCGCCCCUUGGCAGAACGCCCAACGAAUGCCCUUGUUGCCGCACCAUUUGCAUUACCCCGUGAACCUAAUGGAGCCAGAACCAUGGAUGAUGACAUGAAUUCUUUUCACAAUUAUAUUGAAUUUAAUUCUUCUUCUGACGAUGAUGACGAUGAUGAUGAUGUGCUCAGUCUUUUGCAAGGCAUGCUGGAACUGCAUCAACGCAUCAUACGUUUUCUGUUCCCAAGACGGCGAAGGGAAAGGCAAAACUUUUUCAUCCAUGACAAUCCAUUAGAGAAUUAUGGAGGGGCAACAGGAGAAGGACUUCCUAUAGUAAUAAGAUGUAGCCAGGAAUUAAUAAGAAUGUGCAGAAGGGAAUUAGUAGUGAGAUACGGGAAUAGAGAAUUAGUAAGAAGGGGCAUAAGAUUUAAUCGCGAUUUAAUAAGAAGAGGCAGAAGGAGUUUUGAAUUAGUAAGAACGGGUAGAAGAGGGAGUCAGGAAUUAGAAAACAGAGGCAGAAGGAGUCAAGGAAUAGUAAGAAGAGAGUGGCGGGGAUUAAUAAGAAGAGGCGGUCCAGGAUUAGCGAGAAGAGGAAGAAGACUCUGGCAGAGACAUAGGCGUGCAGGUACAUUUAUUAAGGCAUUAAGAGACUUCAAUCGUCAGCUUAUCCGUAAAUGGAGGGAGAUUGGAAGAAAGGUUACAAACAGGAGGAACAUCUGAAAGCUAUAUACAUUGGACGAGCAACACAGGAAAAUUUGAUGAAAACAAUUCUAAAUUUUUUGUAUAUUAAAAGUUUAAUAAAAUAUAUUUUUAUAUUUCAA